Messenger RNA from Pneumocystis jirovecii RU7, 3108 nucleotides. RefSeq lists its product as uncharacterized. The coding region runs from base 1 to 3108 and encodes 1035 amino acids. NCBI's taxonomy places the organism in Eukaryota, Fungi, Ascomycota, Pneumocystomycetes, Pneumocystales, Pneumocystaceae. The record is from RefSeq and is a predicted model, not a curated record. The transcript is spliced from 5 exons.
AUGACGCUGACAUUACUCGGAGAAGAAGAUCAGCGGAGUAUUGAAACGUGCAGGAUCAAACGCGAGAUGCAGGGCAUAUUAUGGAAUGGAUGGGGACGUGCAACUAUGAAAGAACCACGAGGAGCUUUACGGCGUAUGUCAAAUGUAGUUUCAAGUGGAAUUUGGGGCCGGGAAACCGAGACAGUAGAGCCACCAUCACGUAAAUCGUCUGUAACAUCAGAUACAUCUCAGUCAAGUGUACAGACAACAAUUUCAGGGGCAACCACGCCAGAAGACAGAGAAGAACAACGUGCAAUAGAUCCAGUGGUUUUGCACGGAGAGGUUAUCUCGAUUACAACACAUGUUGGAUUGUUUCAGAAUAAAAAACAUGAAUAUUUGGUUCUUACAAAUGGAGAGCUUUUUAAGUUUAAAUCACAGAUGAAGGCACUUUUAGUAUUUCCAUCCUCUGAAACUGAUGAAAAAUGCAGGAUUGCACCAGCAAAUGACAGUGAUGAAAAACUGUCCAAAAUGCAUACAAUUCAUGGAAUGUUUCGGAAAUAUCAAUUUGAAGCAGACCAUCAGUCAUUAUUGCUUCGACAGAUUAUUGCUAUUAGAGAAGUAGGACCAACAAGUUUUUCAAUAUAUUAUGAUGAUGCGUUUGUAUCAUCAUCACUAUCGAAUAUAUCUAUCGUUAAUUUACAUUAUAAAUCGAACGAUAUUAUGCGAUGUUGGAUUAUUCAUAUUCGGAUGGCGGUACAGCUUCAGCGGGUCUCAGGAGCGUUUUUGUCAUCGAAACAAUAUGAUUAUGUGAAGAACUAUAUGAGGAGUUGUCAUGAAAACAUUGACAAAACGUCUGAGUAUCAUUUCAAGGCGUUUCGUGUUAUUCAAAAGUUGCCCAAGUCAUCAUCACGUCCGGAUUCAGGCCAAGAUGAUAUAACGAAGAGGGUUUUUGUCCCGAGGAUUCUUGUGAUUGGGACGUAUAGCAUGCACAUAUUGCCUAUUCCAUCGGCAGAGUACGUUUUGUUUUCAGGGAAUCAAUUGCGGUCGGUUGAAGUUUCAACGUAUGGGUUAUUAUCGCUUUCAGCAAUGAUUGUUUCACCGAAUGAUGAUUACAUGCGAUUAUGGUUUCAAAUUCCAUGUAAUUCUACAAAUUGUUUGGAUUUUGCAUCUUGUAAAUCGGAUGAGAUUAUGGGGAUUAUAAAGAAAACGAUUGACCAUUUACGUCCUCAUUGGCCAAAUACGCCUUUGUCUAUGGAUUUGGCAUCGGAUUUUGAAACAAUAUCCUUAUCCGAGAAGCCGGAGAAUGCUGAAAUGGAUAUGGAAAGCUUUCAACAUACAUUGAGAGGCUAUGCUAUAAGCUAUGGAGUGGAUGUAUCGAAUAUUUAUUAUCAAAUUUACCAAAAAGAUUCUAAAACUAUUUUUCGCUUGCUACCACCAACACAUUUUGUUUCGAAAAAAGACACCGCUAAAGAUUAUUCGUUUCUUGAAUUACUUUCAGUGUUCCGUACGUUACGGUAUCAGUUGUUUGACGAAAUUUCUUUCUCAAAUGUUAAUCUUACUCCUUUGAAAGGAAAAAAGUAUCGCCAUGAUGACGCUGGCUAUCAUGAAAGAGCUAUACUUAAUUUAAAAGCUGGUCUAGAAAAGGGUUCUGUGCUUCAAGAAGAGCUACGUGACUUGGCUAUUUUUAAUAAAUCAUUGACUAAACUUGAUUUAUCAGGUACGAUUCCGAAAAAUUAUACAUCAAAUGGAACGGAUGAAAAGGGUUCUGAAGUAGUGGCUGCUUUAAUAUCACUGAAUAGGCAUGAAUUGAUCACACAAGUUCGUUCUUUGAAUUUUUCUAGAAUCGAAUUGGAUUCGGUAGAUAUUGAUUGGAUUUUGGAUGCGACGGCGAAUAAAUUUAGUCGUUUAGAAGGGUUAGAGCUUAGUAAAUGUGGUUUAUCGUCUAGAAGUUUAUCCAUUUUACUUCAAAGUCUUGAAGUUCAGCAUAAUACUAUGAUAGUUUUAGAUCUUUCAUAUAAUCCUGGAAUGAUUGAAAUUAAUGCGUUAAAUAAUACACUUUCGAAGCUUACUUAUUUGAAAAUAUUACGAUUAGGACAUUGUACAUUUGAUCUUCCGGAUACCUUUAUUCAAUCCCAAUCACUUUAUUCCUUACGACUGCAUGAACUUUGUUUGGAUGGUAUUCUUUUAUCAGAAACUAUUAUACUUUUAAUAUCUGAAUAUCUUUCCGAUUAUGCAUCUUUCUCGCUUAGAACUCUUUCAUUAAAAUCGUGUGGUAUAACUGGAUCGAAUUUUGCGAAAAUACUUUCUGCCAUUAAUCUCAUAGAUCAACCGCGAGAUGAAAGAUUACAAAUAUUUGCUGGGGAUAAUAGGUUAUUCGAAGGUCAUGAUGAAAUUGUUUCUUCCAUUUUAAUAGGACGUGGACCUGCAAGAAUUUCAAUAGCAAGUCUCGAUUAUUCAUCGGAGGAACAAUUUCGAUCUCUUUUAAGAGCAGUUACCUUUUCUAAACACAUAUCUCAUUUGGAUAUAUCAAGAAUUGGACUUCCAUACGAAGCUUCGAAAGAAACGUGUAGAUGUUUGGCAGAACUUUUUGAAAAAAAUACAUCUUUAAGAGAAUUGGAUUUGACUGGAGAAACGGGUUUACUUCAGACAACCGGUCUUGGGAGUGGUAUUGCUCAAUCAUUAAAAUCCUUGGAGAAGAAUAGGUCUCUUGAAGUUUUGAAAAUCGAAGGAAAUUCAAUAAAAGAAAAAGGAGCUGAAAUAAUUGCAAAUGUACUUUUAGUUAACACAACACUUCGUAAAAUCGAAUUUGACAAAAAUAUGAUUAACUUUAAGGGAUUUUGUGCUAUUGUUUCAGCUAUGGCGAAGAAUACGAAUAUUGUAAAAUUGUCGCCACUCAUACAUGAUUAUGAAUAUUAUUUGUUUCAUGUAUCAAUCGAUUCUAAUACAACACUUGCAUCAAAAGCAUCUUUAGCCGCAAUUAAAAAGCGCCAUUCUAUUUGUUCUAAAGAUUUAAGUCUCAUUAGGGAGUCUUUAAGGGGUACAUCAAAAAUUUUGAAAGAACAGUGGAAUAGAGAAGCAGCCAAGUUGGAAUCAUAUCUUACGCGAAAUCGAUCGAAAUUAAAUGCAUAA